This is a messenger RNA of Gongylonema pulchrum, 472 nucleotides long. The record is from the annotation of a GenBank genome assembly. NCBI's taxonomy places the organism in Eukaryota, Metazoa, Nematoda, Chromadorea, Rhabditida, Gongylonematidae.
GUUACCGCCGGCUGAAAGACGCAAUUACAAGCAUGCUCUAGAUGGCGUGCUCCGAGUGGUUCGCGAAGAAGGUUUAACCAAACUUUUUAACGGAGCAGCAAUGGCCACCUCAAGAGCCGUUUUCAUGACCAUUGGGCAAUUGUCAUUUUACGACCAAAUUAAACAAACGCUUAUUAGCAGCGGCUAUAUGAAAGAUACACCAACUACUCACUUCUCUUCCUCAUUUCUUGCGGCCUCAAUUGCGACUGUUUUAACUCAGCCGCUGGAUGUAAUGAAGACGAGGAUGAUGAAUGCGAAGCCUGGCCAAUUCUCUGUAAGUUGUUUUUUAACAAUUUUAUGCAUUUUUGAUACACUUUUUCUCCUUUUCCUAGUUCAACUGCUGUUUUAUCGUCUCCUUUCCUUCUUGAUUCAAUACAACUGGUAUUUUUGUAAUUUUGGUAGCUCAUUUCUGUGCGCUGGUCCGCAUGGAUGA